Rubroshorea leprosula is the source of this 2899-nucleotide messenger RNA. Lineage: Eukaryota; Viridiplantae; Streptophyta; Magnoliopsida; Malvales; Dipterocarpaceae. The record is from the annotation of a GenBank genome assembly.
GAAAGGAGGAAAUAAAUUUAGCUUGCUUCCAGGAAACAAAAAUGGAAAGAAUUGACAAGGAUUUUUGCAUGUCUAUUUGGGGAAGAGAUAAUUUUGACUGGGUAUAUAAGGCAUCAGUGGGUAGAUCAGGAGGUCUACUAUGUGUGUGGGAUAAUGACAUUUUUGUGAAAGAAACAGUUAUUGAAGUUCCUGGCGCCUUAGCUAUCUAUGGCUUUUGGGGAGAGAAGAAGCAAAAGUGCUGCAUAGUGAAUGUUUAUGCAUCAUGUAACAGGAAUGAAAGGCUGGAAACAUGGAUAGAGAUAUUGAAGAUGAUUGAUGAAGGAGAAAAUUACUGUUGCAUCGCUGGAGACUUUAACAGUGUGAGAUCAGCAGAAGAGAGAAGAGGCAGAUCUGAGCAUUCUAACUACAGGGAGGAUCUCAACGAAUUUAUUGAACUAGCAGGAUUGGUUGAUCUACCACUAACAAGAAGGAAAUUUACUUGGUACAGGAAUGAUGGGUCAGCAAGGAAUAGGCUAGACAGAUUUCUCUUAUCUGAUGGUAUGCUUAAUUUCUGGGGUGAUUGCUGCCAAAUUGGACUUAAUAGAACUACAUCUGAUCAUUGUCCAGUGAUGUUAAAGAAGGUUAAUAGCAAUUGGGGCCCAAAACCAUUUAGGACCUUAAAUUGCUGGGACCGGCAUCCAGAAUUCAUCAAAGUGGUUGAGGAAAACUGGAAAUCUACAGAGGUGGAGGGAUGGAAGGGUUAUGUGUGCAAAGAGAAGCUUAAAAGAUUGAGGAAUAAAUUGAAGAAAUGGAACAGUGAAGUCUUCGGAAGUUUUGAGAAUCAAAUUGCAGAGGCAGCAGCAAAAAUCAACGAAGUUGACAAUAAGAAUGAGGACGGAGAAAUAACAGAGGAGGAUAUCUUGCUAAGAAGGGAACGUUUUAGUGAAUUAUGGGAAGCAUGGCAAAGAAGAGAAGUGGCAUGGAAACAGAAGACAAAGCUCGACUGGGUACAGCAAGGAGAUGUUAAUUCCAAGUUAUUCCACAGAGUAAUGAACAGUAACAGGAGGAGAAAAUUGAUUCGGGGCAUAUACAAAGAUGGAGUUUGGAUAGAGGAACCGAGUGUGGUGAAGCAGGAAGUGCGUGAAUACUUCAAUAAAAUCUUUCAAGAAGAGCAGUGGGAUAGGCCAAAACUGGGUGGGCUACAGUUCAAACAGCUAAAUGAAGAAGAUAGCGUUUGGCUAGAAAGAGAAGUGUCAGCAGAAGAAGUGAAACAAGUAGUGUGGGAUUGCGGAGGAGACAAAUCUCCUGGUCCCGAUGGAUUCAGUUUCCAUAUUAUCAAAUCCAUUUGGAAUGUGAUUGAGAAAGACAUAGUUGAUUUUGUCCAAGAGUUCUCCAGGAAUGGCAAACUAGUAAGGGGGCUAAACUCUUCAUUUAUUGUUCUUAUCCCAAAAAAAGAUAAUCCUAUUGAUUUAAAAGACUACAGACCCAUCAGCCUGAUUGGUAGUCUUUAUAAAAUCUUAUCGAAGGUGCUGGCAAAUAGGAUUAAGAAAGUACUACCCAAGGUGAUAAGCGGGACACAAUCAGCCUUUUUGGGAGGAAGACAGAUCACAGAUGGUAUUCUGAUCCUUAAUGAAGUGGUAGAGGAAAUCAGGAGGAAAAAGAUUGGUAGCUUCAUUUUCAAAGCAGAUUUUGAAAAGGCAUACGAUAGCGUGAAUUGGGUUUUCCUGGAUGAAAUGAUGAGAAGGCUUGGAUUUGGGGAAAAACGGAGAUUGUGGAUUAAGGAGUGUCUACAAACAGCUUCAGCAUCAGUGCUUGUUAAUGGAAGCCCAACGGAAGAAUUUAAAAUGGAGAAAGGGUUAAGACAAGGUGACCCGAUUGCGCCGUUCCUCUUCCUUAUUGUGGCUGAGGGUUUGAAUGUACUAAUCGAAUCAGCUGUCAACAAGGAAUUAUUCCAAGGAAUUCCUAUAGGCUCCGGCGGUCUUAACAUCUCACAUCUCCAAUUCGCUAACAAUACUGUUAUAAUGGGGAAGGCAAACCCGAGCAAUAUUAAAGCAGUGAAAGGGAUUUUGAGAUGGUUUGAAUUGAUCUCAGGCUUGAAGAUUAAUUUUAACAAAAGUGUCUUGUACUCAUGCCAUGUUUCGGAUGAAUGGAGGAGAAUGGCAGCUGCUAAUCUUAAUUGCAAAUCUGGAUCGUUCCCUUUUACCUACCUCGGGAUGCCAAUAGGUGACAGUAUGUGUAGAAGAAAGCCUUGGAUACCAGUUAUUGAUAACUUUAAUAAAAAGCUGGCAGUUUGGAAAGCGAAAAGCCUGUCGAUCGGUGGCCGAGUUACAUUGCUAAGGUCUGUUCUCUCUGCCCUCCCAAUUUAUUUUAUGUCCAUCUUUAAAAUUCCUAAAAUUGUGCUUCAUGAACUUGUUUGCUUACAAAGAAAAUUCUUGUGGGGUUAUACGGAGGAGAAGAAUAAAAUAGCAUGGUUAAGUUGGGAGAAAGUUUGCAAGGGUAGAAAUGAAGGUGGGCUUGGUGUGCUCGAUCUGGAAUGUAGGAAUAUAGCUCUAUUAGGGAAGUGGUGGGACAGAUUUGGGAAGGAAGAUAAUAGUUUAUGGAAGAGCAUUAUUGUAGAUAAGUUUUAUGGAGGAAGUAAGGUGUGGGAUAUUAAAGAAGUUCAAGCUAGGAAGGCUUCCACACUAUGGAGAAAUAUAGUGGCACUAGGAGAUGAAAGGGGUAGAGGUGCUCGGAUGUAUAGAGAAGGAUUCCGCUGGAAGUUGGGGAUGGGUGAUAAAAUCAACUUUUGGAAGGACAAAUGGAUAGGAAUUGAAACUUUGAGGGACUCUUUUCCUAGAUUAUUUAAUCUGGCCUCUAAUAGGAAUGCCAAAAUUAUGGAGGGAAAAGAAUGAAGAACAAAGAUUAAAGGAGAUUCUUAAGA